AUGCUGCACACGGCGCAGCACCUGCUGCACCACAGCGACCUGGCAGUGCGCUCCUUCUCUCUCCUCCGCUCGCGGUUCCCCCACCUCCCUGGAGCAGACUCGCUGGCACCAGGGCAAGCGGACAUCUACCGGGGCGUGCCGUGCCUGCCGUCGCCCUUCCUCAUCGACACAGUCGCUCGCUUUGAAGUUAAAGUAACAGAGUACCGCCACAAGCUCACCGAGCUCCAGGCAGCCAUCGAACCAGCCCUGGCAGACUCCAGGUUCGGCGUCGGGUACUCCCGAGCCGCGUCGGCAGCUUCAGCGGCAGCAGCGGUUGAGGCUCUCCCUGUGAUUAUAAAGAAUCUGCAUGAUUUUUUCAUACAUGUAGCAGCUCAGGUGGAGAGGGUACAUGAGAGGGUGGAUGCGGCAAGGAAUGCGUUUCUGGCGGAGAGGCGGAGGAGGGGCGACCGGAGUAAUCCGUUUGCAGAGGCAGACCGGAUUGAGGCUGCUGCUACUGCCAGUAAGAAACCCUCCCUGCUCGGCUCUGCUGCUGGCGUUGGUACUGGUGCUGCUGGUGGUGCUGCCGGUGCUGCUGGUGCAGGAGGUACAGGCAGUGGGAUUCUUUCCUCUCCGCUCUCCCUCCUUCCCGGAACCACCACUCCCGGCGCCUCCCCAAACCCUACCGGGCUCUUCCCCUCCUCCACAUCCACCACACCAUCCCUCUUCGGCAGCUCCCCAGGCACCUCCCUCUUUGGCACCCCCACUCCGUCGCUCUUCGGCAGUGCCACUCCUGGUGCCGCCGCUGCUGCUGCUGCAUCCUCUCCUGGCCUUUCUUUCGGCAACCCUGCCACACCUGCCACGGGCACCACGUCUCUCUUCGGCGCUCCGAACCCGGCAGCAGCAGGCUCGUCCCCCGGCUCCUCUCUCUUUGGGAACACCUCGGCUUUCGGCACCGGCGCAUCUGCCUUUGGAGCAACCCCAGGAGCAGCAGGAGCGGCCGCAAGCACCCCGUCGCUGUUUGGGUCCCCGGCUGGUCCCACAACCGGGGGUCUGUUCGGAGCAACGCCAGCAGCAGCGUCGCCUUUCGGUGCUCCCGCUGCUUCGCCGUUCGGUGCUGCUGGGGGACCCUCGCCGUCGCCGUUUGGAGCAGCGGCGUCGGCUCCUGGCACAUGGCUGUUUGGUGCUCCUGCUGGGGGUGCGGCAGCUGGAUCUGGCGGCUUGUUUGACCACUACCCGUUCAAAGUCGCGGGGCUCCUCCAGAAGACGCUAAGAGGACACUAA
This is a messenger RNA of Closterium sp. NIES-65, 1260 nucleotides long. NCBI's taxonomy places the organism in Eukaryota, Viridiplantae, Streptophyta, Zygnematophyceae, Desmidiales, Closteriaceae. The record is from the annotation of a GenBank genome assembly.